AUGAGGUCGACUCUGAUGAUGGGUGAUGGUGAGGUACUGCGCGGCCUAGUGCAAUGUGGUAAGAGGAAGCUCUCUAGCCUCAGUGCGGAUGGGUCGGGGAGAUUGUUGAGGCGGACUCUGCUGCGUCAAUCGUUGAAGACGUGGCGACGGCAGCAGAGGGAGAUUCGCAGACAGGCGCGUUUCGAGCGACGAAAUUGGCGGAGUUUCUACAGGGCGUGGGAAGAAGAGGACGACUUCGAGGAUUGUGAGGAGCUGCACGAAAUCCAAGUGCAUAAUCCGGAGCUGGCGGCGGCCUUUGCAGCCCUCGACAAUGGUGGUGGGUGCGUCGACAACUGUGUUGAUGAUAGCAAGGAGGAAGAGAAUGACGAUGGCACAGAGGAGGUGGUCAGUGGUGCAUUGUCUUCUCUGGUCGGUUGGAGGAGGAGGCGGUCCUUUGCCGACGGCGUGUGGAGUGCGGGAUUGCGGUCUGGUUAUGGGGCCAGGCUCCGGCUCUUUUGCCCAUUUAGGCGGUCGGGGCCCGGUUGCAGUGGUGGCUUGUGGAUUCUUUUGGCCGUUACAUGUCUUGACUUUGAGGGGGAGGUGGCGACUGGGUUUGGGGCUACUCUUUGGGUAGAUGGCGCGCUGUGUGCCUGCGUCAUCAGUCGUCUGAUGCGAAGAGGUGAUCUUUUGAGAUAUUUAACGGAUAGGGGAUUGGUAAAGCUUUCAUCCCUUAAUCCUAGGAAUACACCCGACAUUUUGCUCAGAUGUGUACUCCUCAAUCAGUCGCUAAAAUCCUGGAGGGAGCAGCUGGUUGCGUUGAGAGUAGAGGAUAAUGUGAUAACAAAUAACGCGAAUGCUAUUGGAAUUCGUGAGGACAACGGCAAUGCCCAGAGCCAGAAUUUUGAGUCGGCUUUAGAAUUCACUGGUGAUGGCAGUACCAACGAAGUUGUUUCAGUGCAUUUAAUUCCUCACUCGGACAAUGACUCCCCGCAGAACUGUUCUGAUUAA
Echinococcus granulosus is the source of this 987-nucleotide messenger RNA. RefSeq lists its product as hypothetical. Bases 1 to 987 code for a protein of 328 amino acids. The transcript has 4 exons. Lineage: Eukaryota; Metazoa; Platyhelminthes; Cestoda; Cyclophyllidea; Taeniidae. The record is from RefSeq and is a predicted model, not a curated record.